This is a messenger RNA of Geodia barretti, 526 nucleotides long. The record is from the annotation of a GenBank genome assembly. Lineage: Eukaryota; Metazoa; Porifera; Demospongiae; Tetractinellida; Geodiidae.
ACUGUAGAGAGCCGUAGAUAUUCUUUUUAACGCAUACACACAGACGUAGCUACGUAGAAUGAGUGCAAUGCCAGGUGUGAUGGUCCUCACUGCAGCUCUGCUCCUGGCAUUUGCCUGUUGUGGAGCACUCGGACAAAGCCGGGGAGGACUGAGUGAAGAGGAGAUGGAGGAGAUUCUUGAUGCUCACAACUACUACCGUCGGAUUGUCGACCCAGUUGCUACCAACAUGCUUAAAAUGGAGUGGGAUGAGGAACUGGCUUACAUGGCUCAGUUCUGGUCAUCAACCUGCACCUAUAUGGAAAACGAGGAUCGCCACAGUCAGUCUGCCAACUUUGACUACGUGGGCGAGAGUUUUGCAGCCACCAUCAGCUACACUGUCAACUACACUCAGCUGAUUGGCAUGUUGUGGUGGGGAGAGAAGAGGUUCUUCAACUACUACACGGCGAGCUGCUACGACGAGGACGGAAAUGCAAACGACGAUGGAAACUUUGAAACUUGUGGAAGAUACACACAGGUAAUUCAGUAG